Messenger RNA from Anguilla anguilla (European eel), 2539 nucleotides. RefSeq names its product ring finger protein 14 (gene rnf14). The record is from RefSeq and is a predicted model, not a curated record. The coding region runs from base 154 to 1581 and encodes 475 amino acids. Gene Ontology annotation, cellular component: cytoplasm; ubiquitin ligase complex. NCBI's taxonomy places the organism in Eukaryota, Metazoa, Chordata, Actinopteri, Anguilliformes, Anguillidae. Gene Ontology annotation, molecular function: ubiquitin conjugating enzyme binding; zinc ion binding; ubiquitin protein ligase activity. Gene Ontology annotation, biological process: ubiquitin-dependent protein catabolic process; positive regulation of proteasomal ubiquitin-dependent protein catabolic process; protein polyubiquitination. The transcript has 8 exons.
CCGCGGCUGUUCUUUACGGUGCUUUCCAGUAGAGGGGUGUCUGUUGUUUUCCGUUCAGUUUUAGUGCGCUCCUCAGCCGGCUAGCCUAGUAGCCUGUCCCCUGUCAUCGUAGCCGUCUUCCUGUGGGUGCGGAGGAGCAAGGAAUGCUAAUCAAUGUCGCAGGAUCAGGAAGAACAGGAAGAUGAGUUGCUGGCUCUAGCGAGCAUUUACGAUGAGGAGGAGUUCCGCCGGGCCGAGUCUGCUCAGGGAGGUGAAAUCCAAAUCUGCCUGGAGCUGCCUCAGGAUUUUAAAAUCGUCGUAAAAGGGGAUAAACAAACUGAACAUGACGUGUCCUUUCUACCUCCGCUGGUUUUGAACUUCGAACUCCCGCCGGACUACCCAUCGACCUCUCCGCCCGAGUACACACUCAGCUCCAAGUGGCUCUCCAGGGCGCAGCUGAGCGCCCUGUGCCGGCGGCUGGACGAGCUCUGGCAGGAGAGCCAGGGCAGCGUGGUCCUCUUCUCCUGGAUCCAGUUCCUCAAGGAGGACGUCCUGGGCUUCCUGUGCAUCACGUCCCCGCUGGAGAUCGCCGGCCCCGCCAAGGCCCUCCCGGAGCGGAAGCGGAACAAGGCCGACGUGAAGCCGGGUGGGGCGCCGGCGCCGGUGCCGGCGCCGGGGGGGGCGCCCGCCGCGGGGCACGGCGGGACGGAGCCGCCGCUGGACCCCCGGGCGGUGGCGGAGGUGGACCCGCGCGCCAACGUCCUGCCUCAGCUGCUGGACUUCGACGAGGCCCAGCGGCAGAAGGUCUUCGACGGGAAGGUGUUCUGCUGCGGCAUCUGCUUCUCGGAGAAGCUGGGCUCCGGCUGCCUGCUCUUCCAGGACUGCCGGCACGUGUACUGCCGCGCCUGCCUGGGCGAGUACUUCCAGAUCCAGAUACGCGACGGCAACGUCCAGUGCCUUAACUGCCCCCAGCCCAAGUGCACCUCCGUGGCCACGCCCGCACAGGUGAAGCUCCUGGUCGGGGAGGAGCUGUUUGCGCGGUACGACCGCCUCCUGCUCCAGUCGAGUCUGGACCUCAUGGCGGACGUGGUGUACUGCCCCCGUCAGAUGUGCUGCACGGCUGUGAUGGUGGAGCCCGACACCACCAUGGGGAUCUGCUCGUCCUGCCAGUACGCCUUCUGCACCCUCUGCAAGCGCGGCUACCACGGGCUGUCCCACUGUAGGGCCACUGCAGAUGAGCUCCGAAGUUUGCGGGACGAGUACGUGUCGGCCAGUGACGAGACAAAGAAGUUUUUGGAACAGCGUUUCGGGAAGAGGGUGAUCCAGAAGGCGGUGGAGGAAUCCUUCAGCAGGGAGUGGCUGGAUCAGAACUGCAAGGGUUGCCCACGCUGUGGCACCAACAUACAGAAGGUAGACGGCUGUAACAAGAUGACGUGCACGUCCUGCAAUCAGUACUUCUGCUGGCUGUGCCUGAGCCUGCUAACCCGAGUGAACCCCUACAGCCACUUCAACAACUCCUCGUCUCCCUGCUACAACCAGCUGUUCCAAGGAGUGGAUGUUGAAGACGACGAUGAGAUCUUCUGGAGUGAUGAAGAUGAUUAAUCGGACGUACGCCCGAUGAUCCCCUCGCGAUCUCGCUCUCAGCACCUUAUUUCACACGACCCACACAAUCUUCCAAUGAAUUUGAAUUUUGAAUGAGUUAUAAUCAGCAGUGGUACUCUACCAAAACAAACAAAAAAAAGAAAAAAAACAGAAAAGGCCAAACACAAACGCUUGUUAAAGGUUUGACUGUAGUCCUUCAGCAUUCGUCAGUAAUGUUUUUAUCAGAUUAAUGUUUAUUUUGAAGGAAGACGAAUGAUGGAUUGGACCAUGUCGUGUAUGGAAGCCCUAUGAGUAUGAUAUUUCUCUUCCCAGAGGACUUCUAAAGUCUUGUAACGUUCAGGGUUCAAGGGGUGUUCGCUUUCCCCCAGAUACUGUUUUUGGCUAUGCCAAGUGUUCAGUCAGGCUCGGUUUUAAGGAGGGGCCUGUCCCGUUCUUUGCACACACAGGUCUGGAAGUUUCACAGGCCUGUUUUCUGUGGCCAUGGAAACGGUGCUGUGGAUUACGGACUAGAUAGCAGUGAAGGGCUCUUGUUAUCCUGGAUCUUGUAAAACAACCUGUUUAGUGGAGAAAUGUUGUAUUUUUUUUAAUUUUUUUUUUUUUUUUUUUUACAUUCUCUCAAACAAAAAGGACACUAUUUGCUCACUAUUACUAUUCAAAACUGACAGAAUUCACAGGAAGGUUGCCGUACGUCGUUUUUCUUGAUGUACUCUCGAAUACUAUGCCUAAUAGCAUCCUCCAUAACGGUCCUGAAACUGACAUUUAAUCAUGGCGUGUGGAAAGUGUAAAUAAAGCUUUUCCAAAAUGCUACAUGUUUGAUCGCCAUCAAACGCCAAUGGAAUGUUUUUAGUUUAGAAUCCAUACUGUUAUAUAUGAUUUGCAAAACUGUCAGUAAAGAACUGUUAGGAAUGUUUAUCGUGCGUUACCAAAAAAUAAAUUGGCAACUGACGCCGGAAAAGGA